Messenger RNA from Closterium sp. Naga37s-1, 3612 nucleotides. NCBI's taxonomy places the organism in Eukaryota, Viridiplantae, Streptophyta, Zygnematophyceae, Desmidiales, Closteriaceae. The record is from the annotation of a GenBank genome assembly.
AUGGGGCGAACGUAUUAUCAGGUCGUCGCGGCCUGCGCGUGUCUACUGCUGCUCCUAUCCCACGCGUCCGCUGAGGCUCCCUCGUCCGAGCCGCCUUCCACCCACGAAUCGGCUUCUUCUUCCAGACCGGCCCCUUCUCCAAAACCGGCUGAUGCUCCCAAACCUGCUCUCGCUCCCAAGUCUGCUCUCGCUCCCAAACCUGCUCUCGCUCCCAAGCCUGCUCUCGCUCCCAAGCCUGCUCUCGCUCCCAAGCCUGCUCUCGCUCCCAAGCCUGCUCUCGCUCCCAAGCCUGCUCUCGCUCCCAAGCCUGCUCUCGCUCCCAAGCCUGCUCUCGCUCCUAAGCCUGCUCUCGCUCCCAAGCCUGAUCUCGCUCCCAAACCUGCUCUCGCUCCCAAGCCUGCUCUCGCUCCCAAACCUGCUCUCGCUCCCAAACCUGCUCUCGCUCCCAAACCUGCUCUCGCUCCCAAACCUGCUCUCGCUCCCAAGCCUGCUCUCGCUCCCAAGCCUGCUCUCGCUCCCAAGCCUGCUCUCGCUCCCAAGCCUGCUCUCGCUCCCAAGCCUGCUCUCGCUCCCAAGCCUGCUCUCGCUCCCAAGCCUGCUCUCGCUCCCAAGCCUGCUCUCGCUCCCAAGCCUGCUCUCGCUCCCAAGCCUGCUCUCGCUCCCAAGCCUGCUCUCGCUCCCAAGCCCUCUGCCUCCGUCAAAGCAGCCGGUUCACCCGAGCCUGCUCUUCCCCCGAAGCCGUCUCUCUCUCCAAAGCACGCGCCCUCCCCCAAGACCGCCCCCGCGGCCGCGCCUUCCUCCAAGUCCGCCCCCGCGCCCGCGGAGCCAAAGACCGCGCGGAUGAGCGCGGCGGAGGAGGCGAAGCUGGAGGCGGAGCUGACGCCGGAGAACUUGAAGAAGCUGCGCGAGGAAGGCGCGAAGGUGUUGACGGAGGCGAACGUUCAGAUGCUGAUGGAGACGGAUCCGUCAAGUCUGACGGAGGAGGACGGAGACGAGUAUUUCCACUUCCACCACGUGGCGCACAUGGCGCAUCUGGCGCACAUGGCGCACCUCGCGCAGCUUCAGAGCAUGGAGGCGCACAACCAAGCGCAAGCCCCGGCGCAACCAGUUCCGCCGGUCGCAAAGACUUCGGAGAAGAAGGCUGACGGCGCCGCGGAAACUGCGGGCGAGAAGAAUGCCGGCGCGCGGAGCGUGGAGACCCCCAACACAGUGAUUAAAGCGGGGGCGGUUAAGGGCCAGGACGUCCGCGAUAUUGAGAAUGACAUCCUCGUUACUGACGAUGUGAGAGUCACCGGCAAGGAGAUUGGUGUACCCGCUAUAGCGACAUCCGUCAAAAUUCCAAGCUCCGAAGCGGAUCUCAGUCCCAAGGGCGUCGUGGCCGCUGCGGAUGAAGCGGGCGACAUCGAGGCGACCGAUGCGAAGGAGACCGAUGCGAAGGCGACAGUCGCGAAGGGCGACGCGAAGGCUACCGAAGUGAAGGGCGACGCGAAGGCGACAGAUGCGAAGGGCGACGCGAAGGCGGCAGAUGCGAAGGGCGACGCGAAGGCGGCAGAUGCGAAGGGCGACGCGAAGGCGGCAGAUGUGAAGGGCGAGACCAAGGCUAAGGCCGACGAGAAGGCUACCGAUGCGAAGGGCGAGUCGAAGGGCGAGACGAAGGGCGAGGCCAAGGCUACAGCUGCGGACGAUGGCAUCAAGGCUACAGAUGCGAAGGCCGCGAUCGGCGCCGAUGAGAACGGGCCUGGCGGCGCCUCAUCGGGCAGUAAGUACGUCAAGACUGUAACGGGUGGCGCCAAAAAAGAGGCCGUCAGUAGCGCGUACGAGGAGGAGAGCUGCCCGGCGGCGCCGCUGGAUCAAUGCGAUUUCUACUUCGAGGGGCACCCGGAGGACGUCCCCGUCUUCCGCCUCGAUAAUGUCACACCCGACACCGCUAUAAGCCCGCCGCUGGUGUCGAGCCGCAUUCAGCAGAUCAUCGAGGUGGAUCGCAGCGGCGCGGCGCAGUUCCUGUGCGGCAUGGACGGCGUGCGCGGCGACGACAACCAGUUCUAUCUGACCAAGCAGCAAUCCGCGCUGCAUGUCCGCACCUUCCAAACGGUGUCCUCGCCGCGCGAAAAGUUCGAGUCGCGGUGCGUGAAGCUGUGGAUCGUGAACGCGCAGAUCCCGGCGCCCAACGGCUCCGUCGUCAACACGGCGCCGGGCGACGACCUUCAGCACGACUACCCCGACGCGCGCCGCUGCGUCGUCUUCAAAACCGGCCCCGUCGCGCCGCAGUCCGUGUCGUGCGGCCGCCAGCCCGUCUUCGCGCAAGCCGUCGGCUCCCCGCCCGGGGACCUCGUUGUGCGCCCGUCCGCGCCUUCCUCGCCUUCCGCGCCGGGUGCGCCGGGUUCUCCGCCGACUUCCCCCGACAGCCCGCCAGGGGAAGACUCUCCGCCCUCCUCCCCGCCCUCUACCAAGACGAGUACCGACAGCCCCCCUUCCCACUCCCCCUCCUCCCCCCCUUCCCCCGACUCCCCCUCCUCCCCCGGGACCCCCGACCGUCCCCCCUUGGCGGGGAUUCAGACCUUGCAGCCGCCUUCCCCGCCCAAGCCCUCCCCUUCCCCGCGUGCUCCCGGGUCCCCCCCAGCGCCAGAAGGGGAUUCCCCUUCCCCUUCCCCCCCUGGCGUGCCUUCCACCGACCUCCCGCCCACGCCCCCGCACGCGCAGAUACUCAUUCCCCCCUUGGCUACCACCAAGACCCAGUCUCCCCCGCCCCGCACGUCCUCCCCGCCCCCGCCCACACCUUCCCCCGACUCCCCCUCCGGGCCAGUCACCCCCCAGUCCACCCCAAACACCCCCGACGACACUCCCCCCGAAUCUCCCCCCGAGUCUUCCCCCGAGGGUUCCCCCGAGGCUCCCCCCGCGCCCAUUCCCCCUGCUGAGUUCCCCAAGCCUACGGGGCCGUGCAAGGUGAUGUGUCCGGCCAACCCCCUGUCUCUCUGCGACUUUUACUUUGAGCAGCAUCAGACCGCUGUUCCACUCUUUCACCUCAACGGCACUGUUCCCGACUCGGCUAUCAGCCCUGCGCUAAAGACAAACAAGCUGCCGCCCGGGAAGUUUGUCGAGGUGGACUCGGUGGAUCACAACCGGCUGCAGAUUUUGUCCUGUGUGGACUACACGUCAGCGCCGGCGAGCUACAGGGAGAUGUUUUACGUGACGGGGCAGAUCGGGCGGCUGCACCGGCGGGCUACGGACGGGGAGAGCAUGUUGGGGUUCUAUGAUGGGGCGUGUGUGCGCGUGAAGCUCCAGUCGCUGCAGCUGGCUUAUAACGAGACGAAUGUGAUUAAUCUGAAUCCUGGGGAUGGGAACAAGGAGUUCCCGGAGUCGAGGCGAUGCAUCGUCUUCAAAACGGCCGUAAACCAGCACCUCGCCACCUUUUCAAUCGCCACCUCCCAGCUGGGCCUUCACUGCCGUGUGCCGCUGCCAGUGGUGCCAGGAGCAGCCGGGGCAGGCAUCAUUCUCCCACUGGGAGGGCGUGUUAGCCAGUCUACCGCAGGCGAGUGCAGCAGUGCAGCAGUGCAGCAGUGCGGGCACAGCACACACGGCAUUCACCAGCGCCUUGCUGUGGCCACUCAAUAA